CUUUCUCGAGUAUAUAAGCUCGCAACUUUUGCGCCGCUUUAACAUUCGGUGUCUGACAAUCGUCUAAGAAUCACGAAAGUUUCUUCGUUCACAAUCGGAAGCCAAAGAAUUCGCCAACAUGAUUUCCAUUCGUUUCACCAUCGCUCUUGCUGUUAUCAUAGCCAUCCUCGCUCUCAGCGUAGAUGCUGCCUAUAGAAAACCACCGUUUAACGGUAGCAUAUUUGGCAAACGAUCCAAUACUGUGACAGAUUACGAAGUUACCAGCCGCGCCCUGUCAGCAAUUUGCGAAGUCGCCAGUGAAACAUGCACAGCUUGGCAAUCUCGUCAAGAAUCCAACUGAAGAUGAAUGACCGACCGAGAUUUACGAUUUCUACCAAUUGAUCGACAAUAUAACAUUAAAACAAUGUAAUCAACCAAGCUCUUGUAAAACUAUUCUUUCUUAAUUAUGUGCUUGAAUAUUCGCCACACUUCCUUUAUCAUUCAUUGUUGAUGCAGUAUAUCUAUAAUCGUAAAUUUUUAUUUGAACAAUACUUACUCAUAAUGAAAUUUCCACACUUGAGCCAUGUAUUUAUUAAAAGCGUCAACAAUAAAAUAUUAUAAAUUUUAAGAGCUAA
Messenger RNA from Ooceraea biroi (clonal raider ant), 614 nucleotides. It is a transcript of the gene SIFa, whose product is annotated as neuropeptide SIFamide. NCBI's taxonomy places the organism in Eukaryota, Metazoa, Arthropoda, Insecta, Hymenoptera, Formicidae. The record is from RefSeq and is a predicted model, not a curated record.